Durusdinium trenchii is the source of this 1192-nucleotide messenger RNA. The record is from the annotation of a GenBank genome assembly. Lineage: Eukaryota; Dinophyceae; Suessiales; Symbiodiniaceae.
GCACGUUCCGGUCCGAUGCUUCGCACGUACCGGGGGACCGGAUACCUUCGUAGGUCCUUAAUUAAUGCACUGUACAUAACUUCACUCCUCCCAUUUUCGUUCAGCGGGGGGUGUUGUUUCACGCUAGGAUGUCGUAUACAUGUCUCACUUUACUACCGUUUGGCUCAAGGAAAACCAGGUGCGACUUGUUGGUAGUUAUCGGUCGUUUACCUGUAUCUACAGAUACAUUGGUGCUUAUACAGUGCUCACUAGCUUUCGGCGCAAGAACAUCGGUACUAAAAUUUUCUAGCUCCUCAUACCCGCGCGCAUGCCCCCGCGGACCAGCUUUCCUCCUCUUAUGGGGGCACGAGCGCAAGACGGCAGCACGUACAGGUUUGCGUGGGAUGAGAUCGGUCUUGAUGGAGGCCCACGCACAGCCUACCAACUACAUGGUAGGCGGCUGAUAGAACGCCGCUGCGUUUUAUCAUUAUGACAGGUUGUGUUCGUAUUGGCGCGCAAAAGGCGUAAGGUCUAGGCCCUGUGGCCCAAUAGCGACUGCCGCAAGGGACACUGCAUUCAUAGCAGCACUUGAGUGGCCCAGGGAACCAGCACUAAGGCGCUAGCGCCCUCCUACAGCAGGAUGAGGAUUGCCCUUGGACGUCACCAGGUGUUUACAGUGAACUCUUCUUUUCAUGUGAAAGAAGGAUGACCCAAAAUGUCCGGACAAACUACUUCAUUUUAUCACCUUUGCUGCCACAAGUGCGUCAAGUCUUCGUAUACACAAGCAGGAGUUUCAGAGCAAUGCCAAGAUCUGUACAGCCACUGGCGCACAAGUUGGCUUCCUGGAGGGCACGCUAUCCUGCUCGUCCAGUACAGCGACAGAAGCAACAGCAGGACGUACUCUGAGCACGAUACGGUGAGUCGAGCCAUGGAUGAUAUAUGUCAGAUGUACGAGCAGGUCAUAAAGAUGGAUGGUGGGAGAUCACAAGCCAAGUACACGAUUGAGGACUUGUGGGCUUUCGUGGAUCGCUUGGAGGAUAUUGCGUGCCUCGUUUAUGACACGAAGCUUGGAGAAUAUCGACCGCACAACCGUGAAUGGAUCAAGAACCAGGUGCUCAAGCAUUUGAAGGUACAGCUGGUAUGAAUUCCAAGGCUGGCAGACCUGAUCAGGAGCGUUUGCACGGGUUAGGAGAGGCUUGAUGCCGAGCGCAAA